AUGGUUGGCAGCUCCAUCUCUUCUCCAGGAGCUGCUGUGCCGGAGGGUGGAUCCACUGAGCAUCGACCUGGUAGCCCGGAGGCCCCGGGGCUCAGCGCAGGCGAGUCUGCGGGAAGUGACGUUCAUCUCCUGAGAAGUGAAAACCACUUCCUGACGGAGAAGCUUGUGGAAGCUUCCCUGCAGUCAGCUCAACACUUUGAGGCGCUCUCUUCGAACCGGGACGAACUCCGCCGCCAGGUUCAGGACCUGCGCACCCAGCUCGACAGCGAGAAGGCUCAGCGCUCCCGGUUUGAGGAGCGCUUGGCCUCGGCAGAGGAGAUCCUGGGGCGGCUGACAGAGGAGAACAUGCGCUUGAGCGGGAAUGCAAAAGCUCCGGAGGCGACGUCUCCGGCAUCCCAACCCGAGCAGAUGGACAGGGACUCCUUGUGGAAGGUUUACACCAGCCUGAGGGAAAAGGCAGAGCGUCUCGGCCAGGAGAACGAAGAGCUGCGGAAGCUCACGGAGCAAAGGCGCGCUUGGAUCUCUUACGACAGCCCUGGCCUCCAGGAUACAACGCUCAUAUUCCAGGCAAACUCCACGAUCAUGGAGUUGGCGCAGCGAAACUUACAGUUGGAGGGGCGCCUUCAGGCUGCCCAGCAGCAGCUGGAGAAGCUGCGAGGUGUCACCCCGAAUCUCCCGGGGAGCUGCUCCACCACUCCUCGCGCUGCUUCACAAUCCUCACGCUCGGUAUCCCGCAGCGGCUCUGCUGUGCAGGUUCGACAGCGGGUGGAUUUGGACAUCGAGCGCAAUGCCAGCGCGCAGUCGUUGCACAGUGCGGCCUCUGACAGGGGCCAGCAUGACAGAAGCACGACUUUCCAGAGCAGUUUCAUCGAGCUCCUCAAGAGACGGUUGAUCAGCUGGGUUGACAAGCAGCCCUGGCGCUCACGAAUGAUCCCACCUCAGCGAACUAUGAUGCACAGCUUCGGCUACAGCGAGUCAACCACUUCUGAUGAAAGGGUCGUUGUCGACUGCUACUGCUUUCUGAUUGCCAUUUGCUCCCAUCAUCUCGUGGUGAGCCUGGCCCUAACUCCUGUGGCUUUGUUGGGCUGGGACUCGGCCGGUGCCGUUGGACAGUUCUUGUUCUAUGCUGGUGCCGUGGGAGAUGUGGCGUUCUCGGCUUACGACACCGUCCAGACGACUCUCAGAACCUUUUGCCCAGCUAGCUUCAAAGACCUGGGCGUGCAGCUGCCGAAGAAAUACUUCAUUGUCAUCGUUUGCUUGCAUCAUACACUCUCCAUGAUGCUGACGGUGCCAAUGACCCUGUACUACCCCAAGAUGAGGGCACUGCACAUUUUGAUGUGGUCAAUGCUUUCUUCUGCCGGUUUCGGCUACUUGCUGGGUUGCUACAAAUUCACCCUGGACACGCAACACUCUCGCCGGGACUUCUUGCAAUUCAAGGCCAUUGUGCUGGUUCAGUUACUGAUGAUAUGGCUUGUUCGAGGAUACGUCUGGCUGACUCAAGCUACAGCUGCGAUGAUGGCCUUCUACAGACUUGGUGACACCGUGUUUCUUUUGCUUGGGUCAGUUGGCUUCGUCAUGAUGACGCUUUUCAACCUGCUGAUGGUGAUCGAUUCGACCGCAGCAGCCGUCAAGUGGUUGCCCCAGCUGAUGCACAUGCGGGGCCACGAUACAAAGCUAUCAUGCCAUGAGACACUCAAACCGACACUUCGAGAAUCUGUCAGCGAAAGGAAAGACCUCCCGGCCAUGGUGCAUGCAGCGGGCUUGCGGAGAGUGCAGGGGGCGAGAGUGGCAUUUUCCACUCAAUGA
Messenger RNA from Symbiodinium necroappetens, 1806 nucleotides. Lineage: Eukaryota; Dinophyceae; Suessiales; Symbiodiniaceae. The record is from the annotation of a GenBank genome assembly.